This is a messenger RNA of Penicillium coprophilum, 3222 nucleotides long. Its product is annotated as transcription factor domain-containing protein. Lineage: Eukaryota; Fungi; Ascomycota; Eurotiomycetes; Eurotiales; Aspergillaceae. The coding region runs from base 1 to 3222 and encodes 1073 amino acids. The record is from RefSeq and is a predicted model, not a curated record. The transcript is spliced from 4 exons.
AUGGCUGAUCAAACGUCAGUGGGUAAUGGCGCCGACAUCUCGCUGUCACCACCAGAUGCAUUGCCAACGACCUAUUCAGCACCGUCAAACCACCCGCUGGGGCAUCCUUUUUGCCAGAGUUGCCAGAGUAUGGGCUUUGAAGCUGAAUGCUCAUACCCUUCUGUGGCAUUUCCAGUUUCUGGGAACAAAAUGACCCCAAAGACUGGUGCUCCAUUCUCAGGGCCAAUUUUCAAUAAUGCCUCUGUUCUACUCGCAACGGGUGACAAAAGACCAAGAAAUGCGGACAGUCCUUCUGAGAGAACUGAAGUUGUCAAUCCUGUGAUUGAAUCACCCAUCCAAAAUGAUUCCAGCCACGCCCAGCAGACGCAAAUGCCCCAGCAGCCUCCCGCGAAGCGGCAGAAGAUAUCCGAACUUGGGUCUGGAAGCCCCGCUAGACAAUCUGCGCUAGCGCGAGGUCAGGUCACACCAUUUGGUACCGGUAUGCCCAGUGGAAGUAGACCGAUACCCCCAUCCCGUAUGCGCAGUAUCUCUCCAACUAUGCAUCAAGAUGAAACGGAGCUGCGGUGCAACUUAACCACCGAGAUCAACGUCCAGAGAAUGAAGCAUCGCAAUCUUGCAGCAGGGCCUCUACGCAACAUCAUAAAGCUUCUAAAGAAAGCCAAGAUCGAACGUCCAAGUUCUGGAUCUAUAAGCACCGAGCCUGCGGAUUCCCGAUUGGGGGAUACCCAAUUGAAUGACGAGUGGCGUGAAGAAGAUGAUCUCAUGGAAGUUGCAUUGAGCAAGUUGGAAAAGGGUGGUCGAUGCUCUCGUGCUCUUCUCAGUCGCUUUGAGAACUUCGUGUAUGGGCCAUUGAUGAGCCCAGAGGAGAAGAGGAUGCAAGAGCGCAUUAUGUGCGUUGAAGAGUGCCUGUCAAGCACAUCGGCGGAACCGACAGCCAACCAUAACUCUCUGUUCCUCCAUCGCCUAGGCAAAAUCACGUCUCAUCCUGAUGCCUAUGGCCUCGACGAGAAAGACACACGUAUUGGAUUUCUCCGUAACCAUCUCCUUACAGCUAUAUCGACCAGUUCCAAGCUGAGUCGUGCGAACUGUAGGAAAUUUGCGGAGCUUUUAGACCCUGCCGGAGAUAUCGCCAAUACCAACUUGGACAGUCCAGGCAUCAAAGCAGAAACUUCGACCUCAACAAGGAAGGAGCCACCCAAACCCACCUCCCCACGCGUGCCUUCCUCGUACACGCCAGGAUCACCAUCGCGGCCAACUCGUAAACAAACCCCCCCGCCUCUCUCGGUCUUCUUCACCAACCCAUCUUUCUCCUUUCUCCUCUCUUCAUCCAUCAACUCAUCCUCCUCUUUCACCUUCUCAUCAUCCAUCUUUAUCCAUAUCAAGAAAGAGAUUGUGCCUAGGAGCCAGUCGUCGCAAUCCAGCGACACUGCUGCGUCGCCUACCAUGCAGUCCGGGUCCAAGAAACGUCCCGCCUCUGGCAGUCAGUCUAACAACACCAUUGCCCCAUCUCCAAAGAGGACUGCUUCUGGCACCCAGUCGUCCAACUCCAACGACUUCACCCCUCAGACUCCUAAGGAGGCUGCUUCUGGCACCCAGUUGUCCAACUACAACGAUGCUCUUGCCCCCAUUCUAAAGAGUGCUGCUUCUAGUAGCAAACCACUCGCCUCUGAAAUCCCGAAGAUGCUCUGGAAGAUUUUCCUUGUCAAGCAUGUUCAUUUACUGCCUGUUCUUGAUCUCGACGAAUUGAAAAUGGCCUUUGCCAUGGCUGUGAACCAUGGCAAGCUGACACCCAAACUGAUUGAUCCGAUUCUCGGCUUUUGUCUUGCAGUCGCCUGUCAUCUCACUCGUGAAAGGAGCCUUUGGGAAGGCCAAAAAUGGAACGAUGCCGCUGUUUCCAAACUUAGGGCCGAAGAAAACACCCCAUCGCUUCAAUACUUCUACCGACGGAUCCUUCAAAUCGAGUAUCUCCACAUGGUUGGGGAUCUGAAAAAGAGCCGGAACAUCCUAUCUCUGGCUAUUGACGAAGCGGAAUCGCUUGAGAUGCACACGAUGUAUGGUGGUCGCCUUGUCGUCGACAAACAAUCGCUGGAACAGGUCAGGGUUACAUGGCAGUAUUUAUGGAUGAAGAAACUGUUUCUCGCCCUUCAGUUUGGUGUUGUCAAUCAGUGUCUGGAUGUUUUUCACAUUUCACCAAUGCCGAUGCAGUCGUACAUGGAGACUACUAUUGGAUCAUCUGGCGAGAGAAAAUCACUCAUGGCAUCCUGUUUCUUCAUUGCUUGUGCAUCGCUUUUGAAGCACACCGAUGACCUGAUCACUGUUGAAAACAAUCUACGUGUGACUCGCAUGGAAUGCCCCAUUAAAUGGUUUUCCGUCGUCGACCUAGGUCCAUUUCAGGAUCUGAACGAAAGUUUGUCUAGCUGGUACAACGGUCUACCAAAAUGUCUGGAAUGGAAAGGAGCUAACAUCGAAUUUGCCACCGAGAAAAACCCUAGCAUGUGCCGCAUGUCUCUUCUCGCUCAUCUACGCUAUGUUUACUUCCGACUUCGUCAGCACCGGCCAUUCUUGAUACUAGCCUUGCGAUUUUCCAAUGCGUGUGCCUGUGAAAAGACUCCUCAUAUCACUGGCAAAGAAAUGGACUCGGUGAACUCGUCUGUUCUUCUCGCUAUGGUGUACCAUGGCGCAAUCAAAUGUCUUGUCGCUUCGCAGGACAUUGUGGAAACGCUUUCUGCCUCCUUUCAAAAGGAAGAUGAUGACCAUGCUAAGUGUGAAAUGCUGGAAUACCUCUACGCUGCUGGCCUUGUUCUGAUUGCGGCCACGAACAUCCCGUGUCUCAAAGACGGAACCCAACAUCUUGCAUCCCCAACAGCUCCAGUCGAGAGAUCUAUGACCCUGAUGGCGAAGGAUAUCCGUCAGAUUGACAUUUUGUUACGCCAUUAUCAGGAAAAGUGCGAGCAGGCACCAAUGCUCAAGCAGCGCAUCGAGCGGUGCCGCAAUGUCCUCGGUCUCGUAAGGCUACAAUCUGUAUCUGGGGAUGGCGUUCUUUGUGACCGCGACCUCACUUUUCGGCGCGAUGUAUGGUGCCGUAUCUACACUCGAUUGGGAAUUGACAUUCCCUUUGAGAGGCUUACUAAGGGGCGACCAAUCAACGAUAAGAUAUCGGGUCGUAGAAUGACGUUUGGCUGGCUUGAGAGCCUACCCUGCGAUAUGGAUGGCGCGGAGUAA